Belonocnema kinseyi is the source of this 3332-nucleotide messenger RNA. RefSeq names its product lysine-specific histone demethylase 1A (gene Su(var)3-3). NCBI's taxonomy places the organism in Eukaryota, Metazoa, Arthropoda, Insecta, Hymenoptera, Cynipidae. The transcript is spliced from 14 exons. The record is from RefSeq and is a predicted model, not a curated record. Gene Ontology annotation, cellular component: nucleus. Gene Ontology annotation, biological process: regulation of DNA-templated transcription. Gene Ontology annotation, molecular function: flavin adenine dinucleotide binding; protein binding; oxidoreductase activity. The coding region runs from base 163 to 2544 and encodes 793 amino acids.
AUCUCGCGAGUUUAGAGGUUUGUAUCAAAAUAAAAAUUUGUUUGUUAAAUAUUUAUAAAUCGAGACUUAUCGGCUUGAAGUGAUAGUGCGAGAGGAAACUGUUGCCAAGAAUCUCUGCUUUUUAGCAUUUAAUUUCUCCAUCUCAAGAGUUCCGGAAGCAAAAUGAGUCGUCGAAAACGAACGAAGGUUGAGUACAGGGAAAUGGAAGAGAAGUAUAACCAAUUAGAAGACGAAAAUGCUUCUGAUGCUUCAGAAAAAUCUAAGACAGGUUUAGGAACUCCCGAAAAAAAAGGUUUAAUAGAACCGAAAAAGGAUUCUGAACCAGUGAUAACUGCUCCUCUACCUAUAUCUUCCAAAAACGAAACAAAAGAGGAAGAGGAUCAGGAUAGUGAUCAUGAAGAUCCGCAUGUUAAAGAAUUGCUCAAUGGCCUCGAAGGAGCUGCGUUUCAAAGUCGUCUUCCCUUCGAUAAACUGACAUCGACAGAAGCAGCCUGCUUCCCCGAUGUUUCGAGUGGACCUCCACAAACACAGAAAGUUUUUUUGCACAUUAGAAAUAGAUUAUUGCAAAUAUGGCUCGAGAAUCCAAAACAGCAGCUUCUUUUUGAAACUGCCUUGCCUCAGAUUGAAGCGCCUUACAAUAGUGACGCAAUACUCGCGCGCAGAGUUUAUGCCUUCUUAGAGCGACAUGGAUUUAUUAAUUUCGGAAUAUUUAAAAGACUCAAGCCUCUACCGACAAAAAAGCUAGGAAAAGUUAUUGUAAUCGGUGCAGGAAUCGCUGGUUUGGCUGCAGCUCAGCAGAUGCAACAAUUCGGUUUAGAAGUAAUCGUCCUAGAAGCGAGGGAUCGAGUCGGUGGGCGAAUUGCAACUUUCCGAAAAUCGUCCUACAUUGCAGAUUUGGGAGCAAUGGUUGUGACUGGUCUGGGAGGCAAUCCUGUAACAACUCUUAGCAAACAGAUUAAUAUGGAAUUGCAUAAAAUUAGACAGAAGUGUCCUCUGUACGAAAGCGACGGUCAAACUGUGCCAAAAGACAAGGACGAGAUGGUGGAAAGAGAAUUCAAUAGAUUGCUCGAAGCAACUUCUUAUCUUUCUCACCACUUAGAUUUUAAUUAUGUAAACAACGCGGCAGGAGCUCCAGCGCAACCAGCUCCAACUCGUCCAGUUUCCUUAGGACAAGCCCUGGAAUGGGUGAUACGCUUGCAGGAACAAGGCGUGAAACAAAGACAAGUUACUCAUCUCCGUCAGUACUUGGCUCUGCAGGGUAGAUUAAUAUCAAAUCAACACAGGAUGAUCGCAAUUAAAGAACGCCUGGUUGAAUUGGACAAGCAAUAUAAAGAAAUGUCGGACAGUAAACAAGCGAGAGACAUCACGCAAGAGUUUGUUCUCAGAUCAAAACUGCGAGAUCUACAUAAUGUUUGCAAAGAGUGGGACCAGCUUGCAGAGCAACAAAAAGAAAUCGAGGCGAAGCUGCAGGAAUUAGAAGCUUCACCGCCAAGUGAUGUUUAUCUAUCAUCAAAGGACCGCCAAAUAUUAGAUUGGCAUUUCGCAAACUUGGAAUUCGCCAACGCCACUUCACUUUCUAAUUUGAGCCUCAAACACUGGGACCAGGACGACGACUUCGAGUUCACUGGCAGUCAUCUAACCGUUCGAAAUGGGUAUUCGUGCGUUCCAGUGGCCCUUUCAGAAGGUCUGGACAUCCGGUUAAACACGGCUGCCCGAGUUGUAAGAUAUACAGCCACUGGCGUUGAAAUUUGGGCAGCACCUUCCAGAAGUCCUCAAACUAAUCACACAACCUACAAAGCCGACGCGGUACUCGUCACCCUUCCUCUGGGUGUUUUAAAAGCAUCGGCUCCACCUUCAGCUGUCAGUUUUAAUCCUCCACUUCCAGAAUGGAAAACUCAAGCCAUCCAGAGACUUGGCUUUGGCAAUCUAAACAAGGUGGUAUUAUGUUUCGAACGCAUUUUUUGGGACCCGACGGCAAACUUGUUCGGUCAUGUAGGAAGUACAACGGCGUCUCGUGGCGAACUCUUUUUAUUCUGGAAUUUGUACAAAGCGCCGGUCCUUUUGGCACUGGUUGCUGGUGAAGCUGCCUGCGUUAUGGAAAACGUUAGCGACGACGUUAUUGUUGGACGUUGCAUCGCAGUUCUCAAGGGUAUCUUUGGAAACCAAGUCGUGCCUCAGCCCCGUGAGAGCGUGGUAACAAGGUGGCGUGCGGAUCCCUGGGCUCGAGGAUCUUACAGUUUUGUAGCCGUUGGAAGUUCCGGAAGCGACUACGACCUUCUGGCUGCACCCGUGUUGCCCUCACCCCCGCCAAACCAACCGCCAGGAGCACCUCCACCCCAACCGCGAUUGUUUUUCGCUGGCGAACACACGAUACGCAAUUAUCCGGCGACAGUGCACGGGGCGUUUUUGAGUGGACUCCGAGAGGGUGGCCGUAUAGCAGACCAACUUUGUGGAAGUCCGUAUGCACCUCCUAACAUAACCACUUCCGUUGCCUCGUCAACCGCAAUCCCCACACCUACUCCGAGCUCAGGCGUAACUACAUAAAGACUUGCCAGCUAAUGCGUUCGUUCGCGCAAAAUCUUCACAGACGACUAGUGACCACCAACUCUCUAGCAAACGUUGAAAACUUUUUAUCGCAGAUCCACUGAUGAAACUUGGAGAACCUUUCAACGAGCUGAGCAUUUCUCAUGUAAAACGUAACUCGACUGAAUAUCUUCUAAUCUUGCGACCCAUUCCUUCUUCCAGGUCAACGUUCUUCGCUUAUUGUUUAAAUCUUUAAAGUGGUCUUCAUUUAGCCACAUUGUUUCAUUCAGGAGUUACUGUUUAUUAAUUUUAAUGUUGUUAGAAACUUUUUUUUCUCACUUUUUGGAAGAUCUUGUUUGCUUCAAAAACUUUUUUUUAGGUUUUGCAUCCGACACUAGCGACGUGUUUAUGUGGAAGCAAAUUUUGAAAUAGGGGAAAAACCAACAGUGUGACCAACAGAAAUUCACGAAUUAAUCGCGACUUUAUGUUGGUAACAGUGUCUUCGAUAUUGCAAGAGAUUUUGCGACCCUAGCAAAAAAUUUUUCUGUGUAAAUAUAAUAUCUAUUUCAAAAAAAAGGAUUGACCAUUUGCAUAUUGAAGAGUUGUUACGUUUCUUAUUGCCUGUGGGAAGAGGAAUUUAAAUUACAAAUAUUCUUAUUGAUAGCAACGUGUUUUAAGAGUUUCAUUCACUAUAAUUACAUUCAAGUGAAUUCAGUUCUUUUUAUUCAAUUCCAUUUUUUAAGAGACUUGAAAUCACUUUAAAUUAAUUUGAAUUCUUUUAAAUUCAGUUUCGUUUUCUUUCAAGUUAG